AUGCUCGAACGAAAACCUCAAGGCCUACAGGUCCCUUUACCAAAUUUCCCACUAUCAUCGCCGAUCAGCGAAGAGAUCUCAAGUCCCUCAUGCUCCUCAGAGGACCAGGAAGAACGAGACCGACCCUUUACACUUCUAACAAAGGCAGCACGACAAAGGCUCGAGGAGAAACGCUUCGAAGAUGGAAAUCGCUCGCCCAUCUCCCCCCGCGAAACCUCGAGACUAAAUUUCCGCAUCACCAAGAAACGCAAAAGCGUCGGGAAACCAGUCGGCCUGAACCUCAUUACGGAUUUCACCUUGGCACCCGCGCCGAGGAAACAGUCAAUUCCCGCGAAACCAAACGUGACUGCGCCGUUCGUCGAUCUGAACGACCUCAUGUUCCUUUCAAAAGUGCGAGAGAAGGAACGCACUGCUCAGAAAUCAAAUGAUACCUUCAAGAAGCGGCUUUCACGGGGUUUUCAACGGUUACCUGAGACGGUACAGGGUCAAAACCAAAACAUGGAUGAGACUGCAGCCUCGUUUCUUUCUGCUAGAGAGGAAGAUCCGUUUCACGAUAGACAUGAGCAUGCCUUAUCGCCCUCGGACCACCACAUCAUGAUAGGACUCACUGUGCCUCGCAGCGAGUCAGUGGAAAGAUCACAAGAGCUCGACAGCGCAGGCACGCCACUGACACCAUCGAUUGUUGUCACUCCAGCAAGAGGAGAGGCAUUAUGGAACGCACACUCAAACCCAAGCAUCGAGAUGCUACGACCAAGAGCAACAUCAAGUAUCUACUCGCAGCCAACACCCCGCCUCUGGCAAUAUGAAACGGGUGUCCCACCCGUGCCAGCCAUUCCCGCACAGCAUUCAGCUAUUGCCAAAGCUCUUGCCCAAGAGACCGGACAAAACACGCUAGACGUAGAACGAAACGCACGCACCCUCUCAACAACCUCAAUCUGGGAAGACGACAGUCCACCCCGGACACCAGAGGUAGUCCACCUAGACCCAAAGACCCAGCAACCAGGUCAUCUAAGCGUCAACACCCAAACAGACACCUGCAGACCAGAGUCACAAGGCUGGUGGACAUAUCUUCUCUCUCCUCUGUUAAGCCGGUCCAUUAAAUCUCCCCUCAGUCCAUCCUUCCCACAAGAAUCAAACUCUACCCCGUUGAAAACAACAACCACAAUCCAUCCCCAGCCAAAAGAAUGGAUACCACGCGAAAAAGAAACAUCCUGCUUCUCGCCCGAUACACCAGAAACAGCAACACCGAUGUGGGAAAAAGGAUUCGAGAUAUCCCGGUCUUUCGAACAAGACCGAUACCACCAAGAUCAAGGUCCCGAACGCCAUCAAUCCCCACCACCCGCAUACGUCUCCAACGUCUCAAGCAGACAAAACGCCAUGUCCUUCAUGUUCAGCAAUAAUCAGAUAAGCCAGGGUGAAGCAGCCGAGUAUUACCAAGCAUGCGCGCACGAGCUCUUCAGUAAGACGCCGUACUUCGAGUGCGUCAAUCACGUCUGCUCGAUAACUGCCGUCAACCCCGUCGCCGUGCCAGCAGGUGCCACGGACACAGCUGCAGAGGGAGGUCGAGGACUUGCGAUUAUUGCGAUUGAGGAGUCUGGAGUAUCUGGUCUUGAAGAUACGCGUGAAAAUGAAAACCAAAAUCCGGUCUCAUCGACGGCGUCGACGAAGAAUGCGAGGCUGCUAAUCGAUAUUGACUCGCCUCGUCCUGAGACGACGAGAUCAAUUUCGGCUGGGUAUUCUGUUCGUGCCAAGGAGGUGCAGCUUUUAUCGCCAUCAUCGGAGUUCGGUUCUCAUACGUGGGAUUCGUCUGUUGUCGAUGAGGAUGAGAAGGAGAAGAUUUCAGUAUCCGCGCAGUGUGCUAAUGGUGAUGUUUCCGAAUCAAAGUCUCAGCGUCCUGCUUUGCCUCCUGAUCCUAUUGCUGCGCCGCACGUGGAGGAGGUUGACAGACAGGGUUUGGAACCGCCAGCUCCAGCUCCCGCUCCCGCUUCUACUCCUGCUCCUAUCCUUAGGCCUGACCCAACUCCCGCUCCUGCUUCGCAGAUAAUCACCAAUAUCUCGCCUCCAAUUACUAGUUUCCAUUACACUGUGCCUCCGCCGCAACCCCAAAUGCAGCCUCUGCAACCGACUGUACAAUAUGUGCCACCUCCUCAGGCACAGCAAAUGGAGCCGAUAAUGCAACGUCCUCAACUGCAGGAACAGUCGCGAGAAACAUCUCCACCAAUGGUCCAACCGUACCCUCAAGUAGCAACACCGAGAUCGGAAUGGCCAUGGGGAGUGCGAGAGCAGCCACAAGAGCAACCCCAGGUUCAACGGGGAGCUAACCAAGGGCAUGUUUCUGGGUUUGAAUGGGCAUAUGCACCACAAAAACAACCGCAAGGACUUCCUGUUACACAAACAUCUCCUCAACAUCCACACGUGGCAUAUGAACAGGCUCCUCCCCAGAAACGACAGCCAACAUAUAGUCAUGUACUUCAGCCUCAACGGACGCUUGUUAUCCAGGGACGACAAUCUGGGUCUGGAUGGCCGUUUGGUCUAACCGCACACCCUCACUCGCAUGCACCGCCUGUGCCACCCCUGUCACAAGCCCGGGCCACUAGAUUGGAAAUUCAAUAUCAGCAAGAACAAUCCCAACUGUCCGUGACUCAGGAUAAGCAGCCUGGAUCUGAAGAGCCGCAGACAGAACAAGGAUUGUCUCAAGAGCCUGACCUGUGGCCUCCUCGAGGGCAUUUACAGCCUGCUGAACCUAUCUCUCCUAGUUUCCAGCGAGCUGCCGGUGGACCCAAUUCAAUUCCAAUGUCGGACAUGCAAGCACCAGCUCCUGCAUACACGCAAAUUUCUCGAGAUCCUGCUCCACCGCUUUGUUAUGAUACUCAGCCCUAUUACGAAAAUGAACCUACAGCUGGAGUUACCAUUGUCAACCCAAGCGGGACGAUAGGACCUCAGGAAACCCGACGCCGCAGACUGGAAAAAGAAGAAGCCACUGGCCGAAGGAUUUGCAAUCUCUGGCGUGGCCGGGGUCUAUUCAGCAAGAAGAGUGGGCGACCAGGGCGCGAGGGUCGUACUCGACGGAGGUGGUUUUUCGUGAUUUGCGUUUUUUUUUUCAUCAUCGUGAUCCUAGCCACCAUCCUCGCAAUCACAGUGACGAGGAGAGGAGACGAUACUCCAGUUCAAUCGCAAUGGCUUAACCUCACAGGUUAUCCACCCAUGCCUACUGGAAUUGCAACACUCGCUGGGAUGGAGGCGCAGCUUAAAAAAUCAACCUGCAUCACUCCUUCUUCAAUGUGGAGUUGUGCUUUGCCCAAGGACCAACAGGAUACUAAUGAGCCUUACAAUGCGGACCAGCCCAAUUUCCGUGUUUUCAUCCGCUUCCGCAAUGACACAUACGACAGUGGCACCGCCGUUGGCUCGAAGCUACGUAUCAGGAGCGAUGACAUUUUCGAUCCAACACCCGCAGCCCCAACAGACGCAGAGCAGAGCUUCCUCGGUCAAUACACAGAUAACAACACUUCACCCUACGCCGGCGAAGAAACACCCUUCUCCAUGUCUCUCCUCUCGCCAGUCUCUCUCUCCUCGGCAAACAUCUAUCGCCGCUCAGUUACCUCUAACCGCACCACAUACCCCAACAUCUCAUCAAUAAUCCCGCCGCCAGAAGAAAACGCAGACGGAACACCAUCUGCAGCGAUGCUCUACCCCCUCCUCUCAUCCCAACCAAUCCGCCUCUACAACCGCGGCCUCUCAACUGAGCACUACGGUUUCUACAGCUACUUCGACAAAUCCAUCUUCCUAACCUCCCAAACAAUAUCCUCACCCGCCGACACAAACGGCGGGACCUCAGAAUCCAACGCCAAAUACCGAUGCACAUGGUCCCAAACCCGCCUACUAGUCCAAGUAUGGACGCAACCUGACAAAAUAAACCGCCAACUCCUCCCGAAAUCAAACAACUCAACGAGAAGCACUACAAUCCCCUCUUCCGUAACACCAACAUCAACAAACUCGCCCAUGUCCUCAUCCUCCGCAGUAGACUUCUCCCGUCCAGGCUCAUUUCCAUACCCGGUAACAAUAACAGUGGACCGCCACGGCGGUGCCGAGAAAAAGAAAAUGGUCUACUGCUACCUGCUCGAAGAUGACGGUCAUUAUAAUAUCACGGCUGUGCAGUUGCAGCUUGAGGACCGCGCUGUUGGGGGUGACCUUGUAAACCCUGCUGAGGGGCUUUUUAAGGGGCUUGGCGAGACAAAGAAUACUACUAUUGAAGAUGCCGGUGGUGUUGAUGGUGGUUCUGGCGGGUGUGGGUGUCGGUGGGUGAAUUGGAUUUUGAGUGUGUAG
Molecule: messenger RNA, 4323 nt
Organism: Penicillium digitatum Pd1
Lineage: Eukaryota; Fungi; Ascomycota; Eurotiomycetes; Eurotiales; Aspergillaceae
Source: RefSeq, a predicted model, not a curated record